Molecule: messenger RNA, 4166 nt
Organism: Spirodela intermedia
Lineage: Eukaryota; Viridiplantae; Streptophyta; Magnoliopsida; Alismatales; Araceae
Source: the annotation of a GenBank genome assembly
AUGGAGGCUGGUUUGCCCAACAUCAAGAGAUGGAUCGUGGUCUACCCAGUAUAUAUUAAUUCCAAGAAAACGCUGGCCGAGGGACGCCGAAUUGGUGUUUCUCAGGCCUGUGAGAACCCCACCUGUAUUGAGAUCGGUGAUUGCUGCGGCUAUCUCAAACUUCCGUUCGUCAUUGAGGUAUUGUUUCUAUAAUUCGUCUUUCUGAAUCGGUAGAUUGUAUGUGGGUUCCAUCAUUUUUCCUGAAAUAAUUGUAUGUUGCCUAUGCAGAUUGACAAGGCCUAUCCGAGGGACUUCAUGCAGAGGGGUAGAGUGAGGGUGUUGCUGAAGAAGGAAGACGGGUCCCUGAUUAAUCCUGACAUUAAUUCAAGUGAGAUUCACAUAGAUUAUAUCUUAUUUCCUAUUUACGUUGUGUGGUACGUAGGAAGUUAAUGUUUUCAGUUUCCACUUUGUUCACUGAUGUUCUCUUGGCUACUGUUAUAUGUCUGACGAUUCAGUGGCACAUUACAUCUAUUUGCUUACUUCAUGGAAAACAAUUCUGAUUUUGUGUAGGACUCUACAAGUUUAUAUUGGCCGUGUUGUGUGUGGAUUUUAGGUGUCUCGGUACCGGUUGAUAUGAUCUUGAACUUAGUAUAUCUGUUAUGAAAAUUUCAAGAACACAAAAAUCGCCUGUAUAUUAGAGACUAGUAAGAUGUCAAUUUUUUUUUCGGAUUCAAUAUCGAAUUCUCUUUUGGUCGAAUUUCAAAUUAAUUAUUUAUUUCAUCAUGUCAUAAUUUCUAAUAAUAAUGCAUUGGACAUUAAUUGCUUGCCAUACGCAUGACAUCCUUACCUGUCCUGAAGUUUCGGGGAAAAAAAUAGAAAUAACCAAUCACUAGUUCUAAGUGUUAAUUUGUGCAAUUCUUCUUCAAAUGUUUACUUUUAGAUGGGCAACUAUUUUCCAUCCUUUAAUUCAUCUGGACUCUUCCUUGUAAAGGAUCUCACCCCUUCACUCUUCCUUCUAGAUAGGGUUUGUGCGCAGUUAUCAAGAAACAUUGUUUAUCUUUGCUGAAUAGCUUUUCAAUCUGUACUGUAGAUGGGUGAAUAUUGAUGCUUGAUGGAUGCAACAGUUCUGUCAUGAUUCUGUGUUUCCCUGUUUUGUAGAUGAGAAAAUAGUUGUUGUCUUUUUAGAAGAAUUUCGUAAGUUUUUCUACUCGUAAAUGUUCUAGGACAAUUUUUUUCUGUUAUUUGUUCUAUUACCAUUUAUGGACCCACCUUUUGACACGCAUUUAGCCUUCGCCUGAAAUGGCCUUGGGAACGGUAGAAGCACAAGGAACAUGGGAGCUAUAUUCCCUUUGCUUGUUCUCCCCUUUAUCUGCCACAUCACCUCCACCUAGGCUCACCUUUGUCAAACAUUCUAAAGUUUUAUGCUUAAUUGUUUCUACUUUUUUAUCGUUUUUAUUUUUUUAGUUUUGGUCAACCAAGGCUUGUCUGAAAUGGUCAUAACCUUACUAAUCGUUUGUAUACUAAACCAUCCCUGACAAGUAUUCAAAAUUAUGUAUUUUUUCGAACCGACCACUCUCAAGUGUAUCUUCAUUCUCUCCAUUUACAUCGUAGGUUCUAGUAUGCCUUUGUAGCAUGAGUCAAUUCUACUUGCUGCUUACAAUUCUGGGCAUAUUCAGAUCUAGGUAUCUUUGGAAGGUGUUCAAAUCAGACCUGAAAUAGAUCAUUAAUGCAGUCUUUCAUAAAUCCUGACCCAGCCUUUGUAGGUACAAUUCAUAGCUAAGCGGAGCUUAAAUAUAUGAAUUCUCUUUAAAGCCUAACAUGUUUCACUAAGCCAUUAUGGAGCCUAAUUUGGCCCUUUAGUAAGCUAACAUGCGUUGCUGAGUGCUAAGUUAGUGUAUACUAAUGACUAGGCAAAUAUUUAACAUACUCAUCUUAUUCCAUGUCUCACAUAGCAGUGGCUACCUAAUUAUAGCCUAUCUUUGUGGGUUUUAUUUUGAUUUUUAUGCUUUGAUCAUAUUAUCGCCUAAAUCUGUUGCUUUUUGAAUGGAACAAGUUUCAAUUAAGCAACUCAAUCAGAUAUCCAGUUGAAUUAGACACGAGACAAUAUACCCUGUUUUGAUUCAACCCAAAAAUUGAGUGACCUAUUUAUACCGAAACUUUAAUGUUUUGAAAAAAAGCAUUACAAGUGUUUGCUAAGUCCAAAGGUAUCAUUAAUCUUCUUAAUGGGACUUCUGAUUUAUAAGAAAAUGAAGAUGAAAAAAAGGUAACUCGAAAAUUAUGUUGAACAUCAUCAAAUGAUAUGCUGAACACGGUUUAGUAUAAUGACAUAAUGAUCGAGCAUUGGUAGAACUCGGGUUUGGAGUACUUUAUGUCAGAUCGUGGAACUUGAUUUUUAUGAAUAGUGUGACUUGCAGUUUUCGAUUGGAAGAGAGAAUAAAUGCAGGAAAGCAUGGUCAAUUUCUAUGAACCUUGUUUAAUUCUUGUCAAGGUUCAUGGGAGCUUCCUUGACUGCAAAGGUGAAGAGGAAAUUGAUUAUCAAUUUCACACAAAAUAAACGAUCAAUGAGCACAGGAAAAUUAGUUUGGUUAAAAAUUCAGUGCAAUAUACAAAACAUUCACUAAAUGACGUGCCCAUCUGGUCAAACUGAUAGAAGUAAAAGAAAAACGGAGAGGGCAUAUUUGAGGGUCAUAUGGUGAUAUGAUUUUUUCUUCAGACACAAGUAACAUCAUUCGUCUGACUUGGGAAAAUGUCUAUGGUCAACAAGUCUUCUUCCAAAGUAUGACUUUCGCCACAGAAGCUCCGCAUGGAGAUUCAUCAUCAAUAUGAUGUUGUGAAUGGUUCCAAAAUUUGAGUUUCAGUUGAAGUUGAGGGUACUGGAUCCUGGCGGUGUCCAGAAAUUUAAUCAUUCAUGGCUCAUAGAAGUAGAUCCCAAACAUGAUUUUGAUUCUUGGGAUUUGUCUGUUGCUUUGCAUUUGUGGAUUCAUGCGUGAUACCUAGUAAUGAAUGCCUGUUGUCAUUCCUGUCUUCCAUUGGCAUGCAGUUUACGUUGGUAGAUCCACUAUCGUCUAGAGAUACUAUUGCAACUUCAGGUCACAAUCGUGCCCAUAGACCGUCUGAUGGAAAGUGUGUUUUGGCUGGCUGACGACAUUUUCUAAAACAAUUAGAGUUGGAACUGCCGUGGAAAGAGAAACUAUCCAUGGGGUCUCUGCUGGGCUGGCAUGGAGAUAUAUUAGAGUGGGAAAGGCAGGCUCGAUUCGGAGUAAUGAUUAUUGCAGGUGCCUCCAAAGGGCUAGCCGAAUUCAGUCAUGCUUGGUUCAACUGAGACGAUUCCACCUAACGAACCUAGUUAAUAUGAUCGUCUAAUAAUUGAUUAGCUAGUAUUGACCUGGAAACAGCGAUGUGGCACCUGAAGCUUUAUCUGAAAGAAUCAAGUCAUAGAUAGCUCGUAUUUCAAAGGCCAUAUCCUUCUUGAGAACCAGCUCACACUCCGAUAAUAUGGUGGAAUUUAUUUCUCUUUUUUGGUUUCUUAUACUUUUUCUUUGAGAAUCUUCUGAGGGGGAAUAGAAAAACAAAGCAUCAUCCUUUAGGAGUUGACUGCAGAGGAUUAAUGCAUCAGCUGGAGGGCAUCCUUGAUAAUAUCCAGGAUAUGGUCCCGGAAAUUAACCUGUUAACCUCUUGGGUUUUCAAAAUCAAGAGUUGGAUAGAACACUCUUGAUUUUGAACUCGGGAGCUUGGAAUUGAUGAAGUUUUAUGGAUAUUUCACUUGCUUUAGCAAUUGGUGAGAUUGGAGAUGGUAGAAGAAAUAUCUUCCCAUCUAAGCUGGUCAGAUCUAAUGAUGUCCCAUGAAAUAUCUUCCCAUUUUAAGUAAAUAAAAUAUCUGAUCUCUGAGAGAAUCGGCUGUGAGGAUUUCAUCCUUGUAGAAGAAGAGGGCACCGAAUAGAAUCUUUCUCCGAAAAUCUCUUUAUUUUUCACUUAUACGUUUGCUGUGACAAUUUAUGCGCUUAGGUGCAAGUUGAGUGCAUCUCAUCUCAUCUGCUCUGCUGCUGUUCAUGUCAGGAAAGCAGCUGAUGAUUAAGGUCGGUGAAUUAGUUCCAAAGCAUCCCGGUAGGACCAAGAAGCAAGAGGCGUCAACGAGCUCUACCGCUGCGGCCACAAAAUCCAACAAGGGCGGGAAGAAGAAGAAGUAA